UGAAGAAACGUCUGCAGCAGAGCACACGUCUGAGACCACGGUAGCUGAGUCCACUUUUGUUCACACUGACCAGAUAUAACUGGACUCUGGGGUCAAGGGUCCUCAGAUCCAGAUUGUCCCCUGGUGUGAAAGCACCCCCUUAAUCUCUGAUCAUGGUCCUUCUAUUCAAACAUUUACUGCAGUAAACUCCGGACCAUCUCACCUCUCCCUCAGACUGGUUCUUAAAGUCUCAGAGGAACAUUCAUGAAAUGUUCUCACACUGCUGAAAUGUACUCUCAUGCUCUUAAGUUGUUUUUCUUAAAGAAACGCCCAUAUAAGGACAUGAGACUGCAGGGCAGUGUGCAAACACGGAGGGCACACAGGAGAGGAGGAUAUCAGGAGCAUCCAAAUUCAAAUAAAUGGCUGACCUGCUCCAACAUGACUGUAAACUCAGUCUACAGGAAUGUCUCCUUCCUGAUCAAUCACCUCUGUAUCAGGGAGGACCGGAGCUGAUCGGGGUGAUCGAUCCGUCCCUCCUCCUCUGUCUCUGGGCUCCUGAUGACGCAGGUACGUGGGUGUUGGAAUAAAACAGUUAAUUAUGUAUUUUAGAUGACUCUGUUAGUCAUUCAUUAUGGCUCCGCUGGGAGAGGCCCCGGCUGUCCCAAACCACAGGGCCCGCGCAUGCGCAGAGCGGCGCGUGUCCACACAUCGAGAGGCUGAACUGUGGGAAGUUUAGCUAAGUGUCAGAGAGUUAGCUCGGAGGCUAGCAGCAGAAAAGACGCCGUGAGGAGUUAAAGUUGGUUAAAAAGGAGGAAAAAACGCGUUAGCGCCGAAACAACCAGCACACAGUGAAGCACGGAGGCCUGCCGAUGGAUUCACCCGGUUUUUCUGCCUGUAAUUCGCGCUAACAGCGGCGUUAAAAGCGUUUGAAAGAAGUUGUGAUUGUUUUUUUGGCGCUCUGGAGGAAAGAUGGAGGCUCUGCGGGUGUAGCAGCGGAGGCUAACCGAAGCUAGCUCCAGUUUACGGACUCAGCAGAGCGGCUUCAGCCGGAGCCAGAGGAGCUUCAAUUCAUCCUGGAGACCGACUUCAAGCUGCUGUCCAUGUCCACAGAAUCACUACAGAAGAAUGAGAGUCCAUCAGGCUCUGAGGAUGGGAGCAGGGCUACUGGAGGCAGGAUCUAGACAUCAGAUGGUGCUGUGAAGAAUCAUGGGUAGCUGUUUAAGCUGUCCAGAGAAAGAGUCAAUCCCUGAUAAUCAUCAGAGCAAGUUUAAGGUGAUCAAUGUGGAUGACGAUGGGAACGAGCUUGGUUCAGGUGUGAUGGAACUGACAGACGCCGAGCUUGUCCUCCACACUCAUCGCCGAGACGACGUCAGGUGGCCUUACCUGUGCCUGCGUCGCUAUGGUUACGACUCCAACCUGUUCUCGUUUGAGAGCGGACGCCGUUGCCAGACGGGACAAGGUAUCUUUGCCUUCAAGUGUCCUCGGGCUGAGGAGAUCUUCAACAUGCUGCAGGAGGUGAUGCACAGUCACAGCAUCAGUGUGGUGGAGGAGGCAGUGAUGGAGCCUGGACAGCACCAGCACACACCUGCAGCUCUGGGUUACUCGGUGCCGUCUGUUCCUAACGGCGUCAGCAGGAUCCCGUCAGUGGGGGAGGCUCCGUCUCACCCCUCCACUCGUCACCCGUCUGUGGCCAGCACCCGCCUCCCCUCUGUGGGGGAGGAGUCAACUCACCCGCUGCUGGUGACAGAGGAUGCGGUGCACACCUACGUGAAUACCACAGGUCUCCUGGAGGACCAGCCCAGCCCUCUGACCGUGACCACGCCUUUGGAGAGCCCCGCCUCCCCCCAGUCUCAGUGCCCUCCCACUCCUCCUCCUCCCCCAAGGGUCCGCAGUGAGGCCCCAGCCCCGCCCCCUCAGCCGGAGCCCCAGGUGCUGCUGGAGCCUCAGGGCGUGCGCUUUGUGUUAGGCCCCACCCCCGUUCAGAGGCAGCUAUUGGAGGUGGUCAAUCCUCCACGGCUACCCCUGACCCCUGACCUCCAGAAUGUCAACAAUUCAGCUCAGCGCCGCACUGCCCUGCUGGACUAUGAGAACCUGCCGGCGCUGCCUCCGGUCUGGGAGGCCAGGAAGCCCAGCAGUGAGGAGGAGGAGCCUGUGUGCGGCGGACUGAGGACGCCGUCGUUAAACGGCUACAACCACCACGGCGCCCUGCACCACUCCUACUCCCACCCUCUGUCGGCCACCCUCGAGCCCUCGCACAACUACGUCAACACAGAGAACGUGACGGCGCCGCUGAGCGCCCACCGGCCCGACACGGCCCGCCGCCAUGCCGAUGGCCCCACCAUCUUUAACUUUGACUUCAGACGGCCGCCGCUGCCUGGGCAGGCGGAGCCGCCAAAGACUCUGAACUACAUCGAGGUGGAGAUGGAGCACGGCGGCGCCAACAAGGGCACCUCUGACGGCAGCAACCCUCACACGCCACGCACCCCGACUUCGCCGCUGCCCCCUACCACACCCACACGCCGCACCGAGCUCUACGCCCUCAUUGACAUUGAACGCACCGCCGCCAUGUCCAACCUGCAGCGAGCACGGCCGCGGGACGACGGCACGUCACGAAAGACGAGACACAACAGCACGGAGCUGCCCACCAAGAGUGCCGUGUGACCCCGCCCCCGACGGGCUGUUUAUAAUCAAACUUCCUGUGAGCUCGCCUGAGCAGGUACUCCCUCAGACGGACCCUACCAUUGGACGCUGGUGAUGAUGUCACAGACUCUCUUUCCUUAUAUGGUCAGAUCAGUAUUACUGAAGCAUUCCAUUUAUUCUAUGUUCACUUCCUGCUGCUGUACUGAGCACGCUCAGUAUGUACAGUAGAUCGCCACAAUAAAAGUCUCUCUGUUUUUAUUUCUA
Messenger RNA from Cheilinus undulatus (humphead wrasse), 2883 nucleotides. RefSeq names its product fibroblast growth factor receptor substrate 2-like. The record is from RefSeq and is a predicted model, not a curated record. Gene Ontology annotation, biological process: cell surface receptor protein tyrosine kinase signaling pathway. Gene Ontology annotation, cellular component: cell-cell junction; cytoplasm. NCBI's taxonomy places the organism in Eukaryota, Metazoa, Chordata, Actinopteri, Labriformes, Labridae.